CCGCGGGGUUCCGACGGUCUCUAGUCACUUGACGGCGACUUUUAAUUGGCGGCAGCGGUAAUAAUGGCCGCCAUGCCUUCACGUACUCUCGACGACACGUUCUUGUGGGGCUUAAAAUCUAACAGUUAGGGGACGUUUGUAUGUGAAACCGAGUGGAAGUGUCAAAUAACUAUACCUGGGCUGAGGGGGAGUGGACUGAGUGUCGUCACCAGCAGGUUACAGUCCUCUUCUGGACUCGAACCUGAUCCACAUUUUGGUGCCACGGCGAGGUCCAAAUGUCCUCCUGAGACCUGCAGUGACAUGCUCGGACUCUGACAUGAGUUUCAUGUGGACAGUGAGGAGGAUUGUUGUCAUGUUGUUGUCUCUCUCCCACCUUCUUCUUCUUCUGGAAGGAGCCCAGAAUCGACCUUCAGGUUCAGAAGCAAGAAUACAAAGACGAGCAAAUGCACUUCGGAGGAAACGGGAUCUCCUGUGGGAAGAGACCCCGCUGCUCUCGGAGGAGGGUUUGUCCCGCGGCGUUUUGCACAACUACACAGCCAGAGACUCCUCUUCAGAGUUUUGCAACUGCCUCAAUGGCGGCUGGUGUCAGGAGGAUGGCGUGUGUGACUGCGCUCAGUUCCAGGCCCUGGGAGACCGCUGCCAGAUUAUACCCAACCAGGGCCAAGAUAGAGAUGGGAUUUGCAGGUCAUGGGGUCAACACCACUAUGAGACUUUUGAUGGGAUGUACUUUUACUUUCCUGGCACUUGCUCCUACAUUCUGGCUCAGGAUUGCCAUUCUGCAACACCACAGUACACAGUGUGGAUCCACAACAGCAGAGUGUGCGACGGGAGUGUAUAUUCCUGCCCAAGAGCGCUCAGUCUGCUUUUCCCAAACGAGGAUGAGAUCCACAUAUCUUCGUACCUUGUCUACCAGGGAGGACGCAGGCUCAGUCUGCCUCACACGAUUGGCGGGGUUUUUAUCGAGCGUCUGGCCGAUUACCUGCUGGUGAAAAGUGUUUUUGGCUUCUCACUGGCCUGGGAUGGAGGAUCAGGAGUCUACUUGAAGAUGAGCGAGGAGCACAAGGGCGCCCCUUGUGGCUUGUGUGGGAAUUUCAACAAUAUUGCCGGCGAUGACCUCACCACUGCUCGUGGCAUUCGGACCAAUGAGCCAGCAGUUUUUGCUAACAGCUGGGCGGUGGACCUGCCCCAUGAAAGAGCCUGUCCCUCUGUAGACCUUGACUUCAGUGGACCGUGCGAGUCGGAAUCAGACAUGGAUGAUGCCAUCGAAAAAUGCAGUGCCCUUCUCUUCUUCCCCUUUCUGUCCUGUCAUGAGAAUAUUGAUCCUCAUCCAUUUGUGGCCAGCUGUGUCUCUGACCUCUGUGUAUCUGACGACGAGGAGACAUUUUGCCGUGCCUUGGUGGAGUACACCCGGGCCUGCUCUCAUGUCGGAUAUCCAGUGAGGGAGUGGAGAGAUAGCUUUUCUUCCUGCAACGACGGCUGCGAGGAGAGCUUUGUCUACAGAGACUGUAUCAGCUGCUGCCCCCCCACCUGCACAUUUGAAAAGGAGUGCCUUGGAACCAAUCUGCAUUGCCUGGAUGGCUGCUACUGUCCUGACGGGCUCAUCCUACAAAAUGGAACGUGCAUCGCUGCUUCUCAGUGUCCAUGUGUUUACCACGGUACAUCAUACGUGCACGGGCACACGCUUCGACAGGGUUGCAAUGUUUGUGUCUGCAUGGGAGGAGUGUGGAACUGCACUGAGAACAACUGCACAGCGGAAUGUUCUGUAGUGGGGGACGUGUUUGUGACCACGUUCGACGGGAGAAUGUUUCUCCAGCCGGGAGCUUGCCAGUACGUCCUCAUUAAGAGCCGGGGCAGCAGCAGAUUCACCGUCACGCUGCAGUACACUACCUGCACUGAGAAGCAGGUGUGUAUUCAGUCUGUGACACUAGUGAUGGAGGAAGAUGUGAGUCGUCAGAUCACUCUGACCAGGGAAGGUGGCGUGAUGGUCGGAGUCAACUCGGCACCUGUCCUGCCCUAUUUUGAUGAUGCAUUGGAUGUGCGCAAGCUGACCUCUGUGUUCACACAACUAAAGGCAAAGAUCGGGCUGAAGCUGCAAUAUGACGGCAGAGGAGGGCGAAUCCAUCUGCAGCUGGACAGCCGCUGGCGAGGACUGACGCUUGGCCUAUGUGGAACCUUGAACGGGAAUCUUAGAGAUGACUUCCUGUCUCCUGCAGGCAUGAUAGAGGGAACGCCGCAGCUCCAUGCCAAUGCUUGGAAGGUGUCUUCAGCUUGUGUAGCCCCGGUUAACCUGCCCAUUGUUGACCCCUGCGAGAUAAACCUACAGAAUGUAUUCUAUGCCUCCCAGUGUGAGGUGCUCCUGGGGAGCGUAUUCGCCCCGUGUCAUGGCUACAUCAGUCCCAACAUCUACCAACAGCAGUGUCGCUACCAGGCCUGCCGUUGUGGGAGCAGUUGUCUGUGCACCUCUCUAGCUCACUAUACACUGCUCUGCUCCAAGCACGGCAUUGAUGUUCCUUUCAGGGCACAUGUCUCUGACUGUGGAGUGGUGUGUCUCGGAGGGAUGCUGUACCACUCGUGCGUGUCAUCCUGCGGGCGGUCCUGUCGUGCUUUGUCCAGCCUGGAAAUGUGUAACCCCGACGACUGCGCGGAAGGGUGUGGAUGUCCUGACGGCAGUUACUAUGACGACGUUCGCCAGCGAUGCGUGCGACUGGCUCAGUGCCACUGUUACACAAUGGCUGGCGUAUCACAGCCAGGAGAGGUCGUCUUCAGCGCAUCUGGUCCUUGCCUGUGCAGGAAUGGGAAGCUAGAGUGUGAGCCAGAAGAAAAAGAGACAGAUAGUGCAGAGACUGGGGAGUGUCCCGCGGGGAAAGUGUACCAUAGUUGCACCGAGCUGAGAGGAGGAGUGGCCUGCGCGCCGACCUGCCGCAACCUCAUGUUGAACGUCACCUGCCCACCAAACACGCCAUGCAUCCCGGGCUGCAUCUGCCCUGCUGGGCUGGUGCUGCACCGUGGGGAGUGUUACUAUCCAGAGAACUGUCCCUGUGUCUGGCUUGGCCUGGAGUAUCUCCCAGCAGAGACUGUGCAAACACCCUGUUAUAAAUGUGUGUGUCACCGUGGCUAUUUUAACUGUAGCUAUUCACCAUGUCCAGCUGUGUGUACUGUCUACAGUGACAGACAUUACCACACCUUUGACGGCCUGGAGUAUGACUACCACUCCGACUGCCAGGUCUACCUUCUGAAAAGUUCAGGAGAAACCGAAGUAUCCAUUGUUGCCCAAAAUAAGGACUGCUAUGAAAGUGGCAUUGUGUGCAUGAAAACUUUGGUCAUACACGUGGGACUUACCAAGAUCUACUUCAUGGACAACUCUGGCAACCCUAGCCCAUCCACCCAGGUGGGCCGAGAGUCCGUGUUUGAGCUGUGGAAAGCAGGCUACUACACUGUUGUCCACUUCCCCAAUCAGGACCUGACUGUCCUGUGGGACCGCAAGACAACUGUGCACAUCAGGAUUGGACCUCAGUGGAAGGGCGUUCUCAGUGGGCUAUGUGGAAAUUUUGACGGUGUGACAGUGAAUGAUAUGACCACGUCGAGCCACAUGGAGGUCAACAAUGCACAGACCUUUGGAGAUAGCUGGACACUGGGACAGUGCCAAAGCGACUAUGUAGUGGAGCGACCGUGUGAAGCUGACUUGGGGAGACAGCCAUACGCCAAGAGGGAAUGUGCACGCCUGUACAGUGAUGUUUUUGCGCCAUGCCACAAUGUGGUGGAUGUGGCCUGGUUCUACAGAAACUGCCUGACGGACACUUGCAACUGUGACCGAGGGGGCGACUGUGAGUGUCUGUGCACAUCCAUUGCUGCCUACGCACACAAAUGUUGCCAGCAGGGGGUCACCAUACACUGGAGAUCACCCUCUCUGUGUUCUCAGGAUUGUGAAUACUAUAAUAAAGGGCUCGGCGAUGGCCCUUAUUCCUUGGUGAGCGCUGUCCAUAGCAACACAAUGAUGGGAGUAAAUCGCACAAGCGGCUCAGUGUUUCCUCUGCUGAGGGACAGUUCAGGUCAUUUGCCCACCACUGGACUACUUUUCAACUUCAUGGUGACUACAGGUCUGCAGAGGAACAGAACGUCACGCAUCCCCAUGGUGUCCCUAGAGUCUGCAGAGAGACCCAACUAUUUCCUCGUGGUGGCUGGGAAGAGAUGUCUCCAGCUGGAGCGCUGGAGUCGAGGGGAGGAGUUUCGACGCAGAGCGACUUUUAUCCAGCAUCAGGGGCUGUUUCUGCCUGGUCACGCCUCCUUCGAAGUCGCCAGCCAACCUGGAACCUUUCUGACACUGACACGCACUGCAGCACGAGCCCUGAGAUAUGACACCUCCAGUGGCUUCAAAGCCAGCAGCAGCUUCAUGCUGGAAGAGACUCAAUUGGUCAUCCCCUACCGUAUGAUGUGCGAGUGGCGCUAUCAUGCCUGUGCCAGCCCUUGCGUGCGCACAUGCAGUGACCCAGAUGCUACACGCUGCCAGUUCCUGCCUCUUGUGGAGGGCUGCUUCCCACGAUGUCCCAAAAACAUGGUGCUAGACGAAGUCACCAGCAGAUGUGUCUACAUGGAGGAUUGUGUGACUCUUCCCCCGACACUCACACCUUUUGCAUUUGUGACACGGCCCAACAUAACGACGACGCCAUCGACGACGAGGACAAGGCCUACAACAACCACGACAAGCACAGCUGGAGCAAUCACGACCUCUUCCACCACCAUGAGACCAACAACCACCACCAUGAGACCAACAACCACCGCCACUACUGUCAGUCCAUCUCCCCAAGCUACUACAAUUCCGACCACCACAAUCACCUUGACAGAAUCUACCCCCACCCUGACACGCCCAUCUGCUGCUCCACCAACCGCUCGACCUCAUCCCUCCACUACUGGCACCACACCACCAGUGCCACCAGUCCCGAUAGCCUCCACAGCACCUCCUGUGAUAAUCGUCGAUACUACAAAAACGACAGCGGAGACCUCGACUGUUGCUGUGGCAACCUUGGCACCAAUGCGCACAACCACUGAGCCAGUCACGAGCAAAAUCUUAACAAGUCCAGACAUCUCUGCAACCACAUCCCCAGUCCUCAUGGCCACUACGCCCUGUACUCCUCCAUAUGUCUACCGUAUUGAUGAGUGUGCAGAGCUCAUCUGUUUCAAUGGGCAGCUGCUGCUUUACAACGCAUCCCUGCAUUGCCCCUUCAAUACUACUCGCCCUAAAUGCAGUCUGCUAGGCCUGCCCAUCCUCGCCAACAUGGACCCCUGCUGUCCGCAAUGGCAGUGUCCUUGUCGCUGCACCGUGAUGUCUGACCUGCGCGUGAUCACUUUCGACGGGAAUAACGUGGCAUUGUAUGAUGACGGCUCCUACAUCCUGGUGAAGCUGCCAACAGAGACUAUUAUUGGCACUGUGGAGAAAUGUCCAACAAGCCAGAGCGUGAACUCAAUCAGAAGACCUAGUCCAACAGGUGGAACAUCUGGUCUGUGUUUAAAGAAAUUGAAUAUUACUACCCCUUCAGACCACGUCAUUAUCAAUCGACUGGAUCGAAAGGUGAUAGUCAACUACAGGCCAACCAGGCUGCCGUUCUCCCACCAUUCUCUUCAUGUGGAAGAUACCGGCACGAUGUAUCUGAUCAGCACGCCUGGCCAUGUUGGUAUACAGUGGUAUCACAGCACGGGGAUCGCAGUGUUGCAGUAUAUAACCCCCAACGUGACAUCUGUGCCCACUCAAGGCCUGUGUGGUUGCUGUGAUGGCAACACGGAGAACGACCUGAGGCUACCUAACGGCACAGUGGUCAGAGAGGUGGGAGACAUGAUGCUCCUCCUGCAAGCUUGGAGGGUGCCCACACCGGAUGAAACCGAGCACACUCGCCGGGUUGGAGACAACUGCACCAUCGGAGACUGCUCCAUCUGUCUGCACAUGCUCCACCAGAGAGCCUUCACACCGUGCCAUAGCAAGGUUCCUCCGGAUCAGUUUUGUGACAUCAUGUGGGCGGGGGACCUCCACUACAAGGACCACCAGUGUGACUUCCUGGCAGCGUACGUGGCCGUCUGCUACACACAUCAAGUGUGCGUCAGCUGGAGGCGACACAACUUCUGCCCACUGAGGUGUCCCCUGGGGAAGGAAUAUCAGCCGUGUGUGAGCACCUGUGCCAGUCAAACCUGUCAGAACAGAGACUACUAUGAUGAGACAACCUGUGCUCUAAUCAGGGAGGAGUGUGUUUGUCACAGUGGAACUGUCUUGCAUCGUCCAGACUCUCCUCGCUGUGUGACUGAGGAUCAAUGUGCGUGCACAGAUAACGAAGGUAACCCCCGGGCCCCUGGCGAGGUGUGGAAUGGCUCCACUCACAGCUGCUGUCUGUACCAAUGUACGGACAAUGGCUCUGUGGUGGCUGUGGAGCCUGACUGCAGCUUUGCCCCAUCGCCGCUGUGUGAGAGACAGGGAGAGUACGUGCUGGAAGUGCUGGAGGAAGGAGCCUGCUGCCCGAAGAAGAUCUGUGAUUGCAACAUGACCAUCUGUGACGAUGAAGCACCAACAUGUGACGAUGGGGACCACCUGGUGAUGGGUUACAGCAGCCUGUCCUGCUGUCCAGAGUACAGAUGUGACUGUGACCCCACAGCAUGCCCCCACGACCCUGCCCCAAAUUGUAGGGAGGACCAAUUUUUAGUAGAGAUCAGAGGCGGGAAACUGUGCUGCUAUUCUUACCUCUGUGUGUGUGAGUCGUGCAUUGAGCCUGUUCCAACCUGUUCACAUGGAGAGAUCCUGGCUGUGGACCUAAACACUACUAAUAGCUGCUGCCCACAGUAUCAUUGUGUGUGCGACAUCAACAAGUGUUCUGAAUCAUCCGUGAGUUGUGCAUCUGGUCUUACUUUGGUCCAAACUACUCCACCUGGCCAUUGUUGUCCGCAGCAGCACUGUGAAUGCAAAUGUGAAGAUGGCACCCUGCCCCUAUGUCAGCUUGGGGAGGUUCUGUUGGAGGUCCCAGACAGCAGCAGCCACUGUGGCUGUCCUCAACACGCGUGCCAGAAAGCAGAGGUGUGUGUUUUCCAAGGGUUGACAGUUCUUGGGCCAGGCCAGUCGCUCAUUCAGUACUUUGAGGAAGAGCUGUGCUACACAGUCCACUGCCUGCAUCACAAAGAUCCAAUGACUGGCUUCUAUGCCAUGGAGAUCACCUCAGUCAACUGUUCCAGAAAAUGCGGGCCUCACCAAGUGUACGUCGCAUCCACUGACCCCCAGGUGUGCUGCGGCUCCUGUAAAAAUGUCUCCUGCACCUUCACCGACGACAUCGGCAUGACGGAGCUUUUUGCUGCGGGGAGCUUCUGGGUGGAGAACUGUACUCGUUAUGACUGUGUGGAAACAGCAGUGGGUGCCAUGGUGUUGGCCUCCAGCGUGGUUUGCCCACCUUUCAACGACACAGAGUGCACUCAGAACGGCGGCGUGGUUCAGAGUUACGUAGACGGCUGCUGCAAGACAUGUGCUGGAGCGGGUGUUUUACCGUUUACCGUUAAUCCUGUAACCCCCACUGGUAGUACUAACUGUGACACAGGUAAAGAAGACGGUAAGACAUGCAAGCGAGUGGCCAUCCGGACUACCAUACGCAAGGAUGACUGCAGGAGCAACACACCAGUGACCGUCUUCUCCUGUGAUGGCAAAUGUCCGUCCGCCACCAUCUUCAACUUCAACAUCAACAGUCACGCCAGGUUCUGCAAGUGCUGCCGCGAGAGCGGACUGCAGUCCCGCACGGUCUCGCUGUACUGCACACGCAACGGCACCAGUGUGCAGUACUACUUUCAGGAGCCCCUGGACUGCACCUGCCAAUGGAACUGAAUGGAAGAAUAGCAGAAGGGGAGAUCUCUGAUCAGUGCCUGAAAUAAUAAAUGGAAGGAGGUAUGAGUCUGAGAUUUCUCCAUCACUUAGAGAUAAAACUCACUUGGGGUAUUUUAGUGCUAACAAAAAGUGAAAUUAACUGUGCAAAUCUCCGUCAAUUUUUUAAAAUCAUUUUGACCUUCAAACAUUUCUCUGAGGUCUAUAACGGGGGUGUCCAAACAUUUUUCUGCCGAGGCCCACACACUAAAAAAUAAAAGCAUGCAGGGGCCAUUUUUUUCAUUUUCAAAACCCAUACAAUAUGUAGAUUUUUUAACCUUUAGGGCUCCCUUCAAAUCAUAAAAAUAAGGCUUAUUUAAUUUAUUUUUUCAAAGCUUAAAUCUCUGAAUCAACUUUAGGUCUAUCUGUCAAUAUAAAGUUGUUUUUUUAUGUUUUAUUACAUUUUUGUCAAAACUCACUUCAUGCAAUGUUUUACCCCCCAAAAAUUCAAUAAUUGAUGUAAAGUAAUUGGAGCCUUACAUAGGUCAAUAAUUCAUUACAACUUUAAUUUUAAUUUAUUAUUAUUUUUUGAGCAAUGACAGUAGAAAACGAAUAAAGUUCUUGGGGACCCAAAAUGGCCCUUCUCAUAAAAGUGUUCAAAAUAAGUCAUACUUUUGUUUUCUUUUGAUGCUUAAGGGGUGUCCAAACUACGGCUCGCCAGAAUUUUCAAAAUGGCCUGCGAGAAGUCACGAGUUCAAAAAACAAUUUAACCGGAGGAGUGUAUGCAUAACAUAUAUACAUUUCCAGUAGUCUGAUUGCUACCAUUUUACCGACAUUUACUGGUAAAUGAAUGCAUCUCUGCCAUUAAUUUUACUUUUCAAGCACACGUAGCACAACAUAUACUUAUAGAGUGUCCGCCCUGAGAUCGGUAGGUUGUGAGUUCAAUCCCCGGCCGAGUCGUACCAAAGACUAUAAAUAUGGGACCCAUUACCUCCCUGCUUGACACUCAGUAUCAAGGGUUGGAAUUGGGGGUUAAAUCACCUAAAAUGAUUCCCGGGCGCGGCCACCGCUGCUGCCCACUACUCCCCUCACCUCCCAGGGGGUGAUGGGUCAAAGGCAGAGAAUAAUUUUGCCACACCUAGUGUGUGUGUGACAAUCAUUGGUUCUUUAACAUUAACUUAACUUAUAUGCCACAGUUCAAACAACCUUCCCUAGUCACGGUGCAGAAAAAAAAAAAACAGCACAAAAAUUUAACAUACAUGGUCACACAUAAAACAAUCUGCUCAUUAAACUUUGUGGAUAUUAUUUAAAAAAAAAAAAACGUCCAAUCAACAUAAAAAGUUAAAAUAACACCCAUAAAUCCAUUACAGAGGAUGAUGGGGAAAAAUGCAAAACACUCUCCACACUUAUCCAUGUUUGGCGCAUUUUAGCUGCAUGAUAUUUUUGAUUGAUUAAAAACACU
Nerophis lumbriciformis (worm pipefish) is the source of this 9281-nucleotide messenger RNA. RefSeq names its product otogelin-like (gene otogl). NCBI's taxonomy places the organism in Eukaryota, Metazoa, Chordata, Actinopteri, Syngnathiformes, Syngnathidae. Gene Ontology annotation, cellular component: extracellular matrix. The record is from RefSeq and is a predicted model, not a curated record. Gene Ontology annotation, molecular function: alpha-L-arabinofuranosidase activity; protein binding. Gene Ontology annotation, biological process: L-arabinose metabolic process.